AUGGAAACUGGAAAUAAAGAGUUGAUACUCAUAAAUAACCAGCGAAGGAAGAUGGCUGCCCAGGCGUCCAAUGUUAAAUUACCAUCACUAAAUAGGCAAAGAAAGUAUAAUGAUGAUAGUGAUGAUGAAGCAGUACCUGUAACACGUUUUCGUCCAAAGAAUCGUAAAAAGAUCAAGCCUUCACAAUGGAAGAAAUUAACCGAUUUGGAAAAAAGUCGUUAUAUGGCAGAAGCUGAAAUGAAUCAUCUUAUUGCAUGUCAACCGACGUCAUUGCGGGCAAUUCGAUUACAAACUUUAGUUCCACCUCGACCAAAACCUACUCAAUUUGAUGAUUUACUUGAUAAACUGGAGAGAGUUCGAGUGGAAAAUAUCAUUGAAGAUGAUCGAGAAUUAACAAUAACAAGAGAAUUAACGAGAGCAAUAUAA
This is a messenger RNA of Trichoplax adhaerens, 426 nucleotides long. RefSeq lists its product as uncharacterized. The record is from RefSeq and is a predicted model, not a curated record. The coding region runs from base 1 to 426 and encodes 141 amino acids. The transcript has 4 exons. NCBI's taxonomy places the organism in Eukaryota, Metazoa, Placozoa, Uniplacotomia, Trichoplacea, Trichoplacidae.